AUGUCAAACUUAGCCGAUACUGUGGAAGGUAGCGAAGCCAAAUGCGGCAGAUUUUCCAAUAUUGCUUUAACGUCAGAUUCUGGUAUCUUACAGAAAAAUAGCACACUAAGAAACUGGUUUUUAAAACCGACAGCCGACCAAAAAGGAGGUUGUAGUGAUAGAGUCGAAAGUAGCAUCAAAGAUGUCUAUUCAAGUGACAAAAGCUCACAAAAAACUUUUGAAGAAAGGAAACUAGGAAGAAGAGUCAGAUCUUUUUUCAAACAAACAAACUCAAAUAAGGAUGGAUCCAUGUCGGAAGAUGAAGACGAUGCGUCAUUUUGGAGAAAAGCAAGCAAUAUAUGUACAAAGAGAGAAAAUUCCCAUAAUACUGGUGACAUCCAAAAAGGAAGCUUCACGAAAAAAAUCAGGAACAGUAUUUUCAAGGGUCCAAAUGAUGGGAAAGAAUACAGUAAUGAGAAGAGCUUACUAUUGCCGGUUGAAUUCUCUUCGGAUGAUGAGAAUGAAUCUCGUUUUACUGACGCUAACUCACACGUUGUACAAUCGAAAAGUCCUGAGAAAAUUUCUUCGAAAUAUCAACGUUCAACUAAAAGCGCUAAUAAUAAAGGCCUAAAAAUGGAAUAUGAAAAAAGUUUUGAAGAAUAUAGCGAUGAAAAUGAGGAUGAAUUUUCUCCCGCCACUCCUCCGGAGAACGUUCUUGAAGGUCCGUACAAAUUUGUGUUCCAGACGCCAAAUACAUUUACAUCCCAGCCCAAUAUAACAGAAGAGAAUGAUUUCCAUAAUGGCGGGAGAUAUGUGAUUGACUAUCUGAGCAAAAAGUUGGCUACUAUGAACAUUGAGAUUGAUUUUGCUUCAGGGAGGAAACCAGGUGUUUCUUCGGAGGAAGAGCUCUAUCAAUCGAGCGAAAACAUUAUAGAAAGUAUUGCAAAUGAAAUCUCAAAGUAUAAAAUGUGCACACAAGAGAAGCAAGACGAAUUGGAAAAGCUGAAAUUGGAAAAUUUGAAAAUUUCAAAGUUAAAGCACGAAAAUCUUGAACAAAAGCAGGAAAUUAACCUCUUGAAAACUAAGCUUGAAUCCAUCAAUAAGAAAAAGAAUGACCUUACUAUAGAGAUGAAAAAGUUGAAAAACAAAAGUGCGAAUAAUAAGACAAGGGAGUAUGCAUCUAUGGAUGAAAACGAAAAUGAGGAUAUUACGAAAUCUAAUACAGGUCUUGGCAUUUUGGAAUUGAAUGUCAACGAGACUUCAAAAAAAUCACAGCAAUCCGCCUUCAAACCUUCGAAAUAUCUCCCAAGAGAAACGAGAAAUAAUGAAACUAGAUUAAAACAUUUAGAAAAGAAAAUAUUUGGUCUAGAGAGAUCUCUUGAAAAAAAAAAAAAACAGAUAAGGACUAACAGCCUUAGAAUAGAUUUGAAUAGGUAUACUAUCGACCGCUUUUUGACACUACUGAAAAGCCUUAACGAGGUUUUGCAAUUCCACAAUGUUUAUGGCAAUAAUUUAAAGGAAAAUGAGGAUAAUAUCAUUAAGAUUGACACCUACUGUAGUGCGCUCAACAUAAAAACUUGUUUCGAAGACUCCUCAUUGCGCUUGCAAGAAAAUAGCUUCAAGAGACAACUGGGCCCACUGUUCGCAAAUUUCAACUUCUCGUUAGUAGACCAAUUGACAAUGAACUUCAGGUUCUAUGAAAGAUCUGCCAAUUUUCAGAAGGAAACAAUAGGCGGAUUAAGAAUGAUGCUGGAAGACAAGGAUAACUAUAUCAAAACACUGAUGCAACAUUUGAAGAAAAAGGAGGGCACAAAGUUGAUAAAAGACAGAAAGAAUGACGACCCCACCUUAAAAUCGUAA
Saccharomyces paradoxus is the source of this 1839-nucleotide messenger RNA. It is a transcript of the gene YSW1, whose product is annotated as Ysw1p. The transcript has a single exon. Bases 1 to 1839 code for a protein of 612 amino acids. Lineage: Eukaryota; Fungi; Ascomycota; Saccharomycetes; Saccharomycetales; Saccharomycetaceae. The record is from RefSeq and is a predicted model, not a curated record.